UUGGAAGGGCCCUGCGUCAGCCCACCUUUCUUACUGAAACCCAAGGCAGCUUACACAGUACAAGUGAUAUGUCAGGUCAAAGGAAGUGCCCAGACUGUGGCUCUUCGGAAAUAGUAGAGGAUUCUCACUAUGCUCAGAACCAACUGGUGUGUGCAGCCUGUGGCUUCAUUCUGACUGAAGGUCUCCUCACAACCACUUACACUGAUGAAGAGCAUUUGCAUGAGGUGACCUAUUCACGAAGUACUGGCCAGAAUGAACAGCUGAGCCGAUGUGUGCAAAGAGGGAUUGGGCGUGUCCGGGACCUCUGCAAAGUUCUUCAGCUUCCCUCUCUGUUUGAAGAUACAGCUGUGGCCUAUUACCAACAGGCAAUCAAACACUCCUCCUUCCGCCUGGUCAGCUUGGAGAAGAAGGAGAUACUGGUGGGCUGUUCUGUCUUUGUGACUUGCCGGCAGCACAACUGGCCCCUGACCAUGGGCUCCAUCUGCCUGCUACUCUAUGCAGAAAAGGAACUGUUUGCCAGGACCUACUUGCAGUUCUUGAAGGAACUGGCACUGGAUGUGCCAGCUCUGAGCUUGGUAGACCUGGUGAAAACUCAUCUUGGCAGCUUUAGGCUUUGCCAGGACUCAUCCAAUGUCCCAACCAAGUUUGUGGAGGAUAAGGAGAAACUGCUGGCUAGAACAAUCCAGAUAGUGGAGCUUGCCAGUGAGGCAUGGCUGGUGACUGGCCGGCACCCCAUCCCCAUAGUCACAGCAGCAGCCUACCUGGCUUGGCAGUCAUUAUGCCCUGCUGGUCGCCUCACUUGCAGUCUUUCUCAGUUCUGCAAGCUUGCUGGUGUAGACCUGCCACCACCAGCUCACCUGAGGUUGAAGGAGCUUCACGGUAUCCUCCUUAGGAUGGCAUCUAAGCUCAGCUGGUUGCAGGUGCUCAAGGUGAACAGGAAGAACGUGGCAAAAUACAUUGCAGACCUACUGCAGCAUCGCUGCCUACUCCUGCGGUCUGCCUUCCGCACAGGGGACUCUGCUGCAGAUGACCACUUAGGAGACGCAGCAGCAGCAGCACUACAGGCCACAGAAACAGAGAGGGAAGCAGAGAUGGGAAAGGCUUCUCUUACAGGAGAGAAGCACAAGUGCAGCAGUGAGCGGCCCCCGUUGCUCCCGCCCUGCCUCCUUAACCCCAGGAAGAAGCUGCGAACAACCGUUCCCUGCUCAGAGCUCUUGGUCACUGGAGACGAACCCAUUUUGGAUAGUGAAAUAGAGCAAUACCUUCGGACCCCAGAAGAAAGGGAGAGGUUCAGCAAAGCCCAAGCCUGCCUGUGAUGGUGAAGCUGCAGGGAUUCAGAGAGGCACGCAGCCACCAUCUUCUGGUCCGUAACUUAGUGUUCCAGAGCUGUUUCCAUCCCAGUUGUAGGAAUAGCUUGAUUGGGAGGGAGUGGCAUUGAAAUAACAUUUGAAAGCACGUGCUCAGGUGUGUGCACUGAUGGCUAUAGUUGCCAUCAGCGCAACUAUGUCCAUGACAUUAACUAUGACCAUGGAAACAACCAGGGCAUUGGUCUGUGCACGUGUUCUGUUCAGUUCUUGCAAGAUUAGCAUGGGAUGGCCUCAUGGUCAAGCACUUCCAGUGCUGCCAAAGUAAUGCAUAUACAUGUGGACAGGAAGCAGCAGCCUGUAAGAGUUCACUCUCUCUUCCUUCCCCUAUGUUGUCUUAACAGUAACUACUUCCGCUUGACUCUUCAACAAAGAGGGUGGAACGGAGCUUGAGAAAAAUACCACCACCUUGGGCUGCCUUUUUUGAAAGAAUGUUUGCUCUUUUUUCUCUUUCUCUCCAUAUAUCCACAUACACCUGCACAAACCCUGGUCUCUGGGGACUUUCAGCUGUCACAGGGAUGUUUUCUUUGCUCAUACUUGGCCCAUUGGCUCCUGUAUGUCACAGCAACCAACCCAAAAGAGGUCAUGAAUGGGCUUGUAAAUACUUUGAUUCACUGCAUUGCUCUGCUUGUGCUGCCCUACCCUCAUAUCUCUGGGGACUGGGGAAAGAAGAGGACCAAGUAUUUGCCUAGCAGUGAUACAUUGGACUCCCUGUUCCGUGGUUGGAAUUUUGAUGGCUCCAUAAAUCUGUUCACUGCUUUUUUAAAAAAUCUCUGGCACAGCACCUUUGCAGCCAGAUUUAAUAAAGGCCUGACUGACUUGACAGAU
This is a messenger RNA of Eublepharis macularius, 2192 nucleotides long. RefSeq names its product BRF2 RNA polymerase III transcription initiation factor subunit (gene BRF2). Gene Ontology annotation, molecular function: TBP-class protein binding; RNA polymerase II general transcription initiation factor activity. Gene Ontology annotation, biological process: transcription initiation at RNA polymerase II promoter; transcription preinitiation complex assembly. The record is from RefSeq and is a predicted model, not a curated record. The coding region runs from base 69 to 1316 and encodes 415 amino acids. Lineage: Eukaryota; Metazoa; Chordata; Lepidosauria; Squamata; Eublepharidae. The transcript is spliced from 5 exons. Gene Ontology annotation, cellular component: transcription preinitiation complex; nucleus.